This is a messenger RNA of Triplophysa rosa, 735 nucleotides long. RefSeq names its product ladderlectin-like. Gene Ontology annotation, molecular function: signaling receptor activity. The transcript has 6 exons. The coding region runs from base 110 to 559 and encodes 149 amino acids. Lineage: Eukaryota; Metazoa; Chordata; Actinopteri; Cypriniformes; Nemacheilidae. The record is from RefSeq and is a predicted model, not a curated record.
ACACUGUUUACAUAUCAUGAAGAAAAAGGUAUAAAAGUGGGAUUCUGAAUACAGCUUCACACAAUCCUCAUUAAAGUUCUGAAAGCAAGAAUCCAUAAAGCGAUUUAUCAUGGCAGUGAUGAGAGGUCUUGUGCUUCUUUUCUUGGUCUUUUCUGGGGAGAAUGCAGCAGCUGAAGACUGUAAAUUUGGAUGGACACCUUUUGGAGUGGAAUGCUUCAAGUUCUUCCCCGAGGCAGUUGACUGGGUCACAGCAGAGAAAAAUUGUGAAAGCCUUGAUGCAAAUCUUGCGUCUGUGCGCAGUAAAGCACAAAAUGAGUUUCUCCUUAGUCUGGUACCUGUUAACACACGUGUUUGGAUUGGAGGUCAUGAUGGUGAAAUGGAAAAACAAUGGCUGUGGACUGACGGAUCUCCAUUUGACUACACCAACUGGUGCAAUACAGAACCUAACAAUAAGGAUGGUUCUGAGCACUGCCUGGAACUCAACUGGACCAAAAACCGUUGCUGGAACGAUGGAACCUGUGCUACCCUAAAGGGUUACAUUUGUGCUCAAAACCGCUGAAGAGAAUUCUGCAUACAGUUCACUUUUGAAAUUGUACCACAGCAUCAUCUAAACGUCCAUAACUUGAAAUAUGUCUCACAGCAAUAAAAGCAUUUCAAAUGCAAAUUGUCUGAAUUGUGGAGUCAAACUUUUUGUCAUGUAAAAAAUUAAGUAAUAAAUCAAUCUUAACAUUCAAC